AUGCCCAAGGUCAAGUCGUACUCGUCGGCAUGGCUGUCCAACAACAAUGCGCCGGGCCGCCAGCUAUUUGAGCCUUCCGCUGAGGCGAUCCGAUCGCGGGCUCUGUCGCCACCCUCCAAGACCAGGUCGACCCUCGGUCCUAGGAGAACGAUUGCCCGUCGGGGGACUGAGGUCUUUGUUGCUGUAGGCAAGGAAAUUCGAUGGGCUGAUCUGGCCUACCUUAAGGAUGAAUGGUCAACUAGACAGCCAAGAGGGAGAACGGGAACUCGCUCUGCCGGAGCUCGCAUCAAAAGAGAAGAUUCCAUACAGUCAAUUGACGACGGAGAGAUGGAUGCUGCGCCUGGGUUGAGGAUCAUUAAAACUCCAGUAGCCGAUGAAAUCCGACAAUUAAUCAUAUCGCCAAACUCAAAUUACUUGGCCAUUCUCACGACACAUACAGUUCAUAUUUGCGCCAUACCCGACUCGUCGCAUUUGACGAGCGAGGAUACCUCUCCUUUACGACCCAAGAUUUACACCCUCGGCCCGACCACACAUGUAACUUCACGAGCCCCCAUCAUGUCAGUUCUGUGGCAUCCUUUAGGAGUUAAUGGCUCUUGUGUUGUCACCGUCACGGCGGAUGCGAUUGUUCGAAUUUGGGAGUUAUCAACUCAGGACCGCUGGUCGUUUGACUCGCCGACGACUUCGGUAGACCUCAAGAAGCUUGUGGAUGGUACUACUCUGGAUCAGGACUUUUCCGCGUCAAGUUCGACAACAAACAAGGCCUUCUCGCCAGAUUCAUUUGAGAUGGAGGUAUCCGCGGCAAGCUUUGCAACCAAGGGUUCAGGAGGCUGGAAUCCCAUGACUCUUUGGGUAGCCAUGCGAGAAGGGGAUGUCUAUGCUCUUUGUCCAUUGCUCCCCCAGAGAUGGGCUCCCCCGCCGACAUUGAUUCCAUCUCUGUCUGUUUCUAUUGUCACAACCGUCGCCAGUAUUGAAGACGAUCCUGCAGUUGACGAGAACGAGAAACUGCUCGCUCAGCAACAGCUGCAGUGGAUGGGUGAACUGGAUGCGCAGGAACCUCAGGUCCUUGAAAGUCUGCCGGGAGAGCCUAUUGUCGAGGUCUUUACAAGACCAACUCAGCCAGGCGUUGUUCCUCGACUACAGGGACCCUUCUGGCUUGAAUCUGACCCCGAGACUGGUGAUGACUUGGAUACUACCAUUACUGACAUUUUGGUGAUUGGGAAAAAGACUGACACUGAUGAGCUCAUGUUGGGAGAAGAUGAAGACCUCGACCUGGAUGAUGGCGACCAGGAGGGCCUCUCGCUACCUGUUGUUUGUCUACUCUCUGCAAGCGGUCAGGUUAGGGUGUACCUGGAUCUCGAAGGAAUCCAGGCACAGUGGCUCCCGCCCAGGAACAAAGCAAAACUUGGGCGUUUACCGACACCGAGCAGCCCUCCCUCACUCCUUGCCUUCCAAGCCAUUGAUACGAUGAGCCCUAUUGAGAUAAGCGAGGACUCAUGGCCGGUAUUCAGCAACGACGCCAUGUCUAGGUACAGUUUCUUUGUUACGCAUCACGCAGGCAUUACAUUUGUGUCGCUUACAUCGUGGGUUUUCCGCCUCGAGGGCGAGCUUUUGGCGGACCACAAGGCUGGUACCGACUUCAGAAUCGGGCUAUUGGUCAACUCGCAAUCCACUAGGGAUAGGAUCUACGCGCAACCAAGUGCCGAUGUGGCCGUGCCUCUUGCAGCAUGCGUUGCGAUCAGAGAUCCUGAUCUGGGCUACUUUCUUCUUUCGGCGACGCCCUACGAGCCUGUGGCCCUGACAUUUGAAACCCAAGACGUUGAUCUCGCGCCAAUCAAGCAAGAGAGCCCUGUGCGGGAGCGGGAGGUUAGCAUGGCGCCGCUGGACUUUUACGAACCACGACCAGUCUACAACCCGCCCCAUGUAUUCGACGAGGGAUCCGCUCUACCGACGUUGUUGGAGCGGCUACGAACAUCGCGUCACAAGACAAUCGUCAACCAGGAAGUGAGGCUCAGCCCGCUCACGCUGCAGAUCUUCACGGAUGCGCACAAAGUGCUAAGCGAUGAGACGUACAAACUCGGGGUAGCGGCGGCAGAAGUUUUUAGGCGAUGCGAGUUGCUCCAAUCAGAACUACACCAGCAAGUGAGAAAGGCAAACGAAGUCAAGGGCAAGAUUGAUAGCAUCAACGGGGCAGAUGGAGAUGGAGAGGGUGAGGCUGAGAACGCCAUGUACGAUCGGCGGAUAGCCGAGGCGAGAGAUCGGCAGGAGCGGCUCACCAAGCGUGUAGAUAAUCUGCGAAAGAUUGUCGGGAAGGCUACGACGCGGGACCUAAGCACCAAGGAGCGCGCGUUUGUGGACGAGGUGAGGAGUCUAGAGGCCAGUGUUUUGGGACCAAGCGGUGGACAAGGAGACAGCGCUGCUCAGCAGUCGAAGCAGCUGUGGAAACGGUUGGAGGAGGUGAGGACGCUGCAAACAGAGCUCGUUGCGGAGGUGGAAAGUCUAAAGAAGUCAGGAGAAGUCGAAGUUGCGGCAACGGGGGACGUCAGAAUUCCUCAAGACAUUCGGCGGUCAAAACUGCAGCAGGUUCAGGGCUUACUAGCAAGAGAGUCGGCGUUGGUUGAGGCGGUGACUAUGCGUCUACAACGACUCCAGACGGCCAUGUAG
This is a messenger RNA of Metarhizium brunneum ARSEF 3297, 2661 nucleotides long. It is a transcript of the gene NUP82, whose product is annotated as Nucleoporin NUP82. NCBI's taxonomy places the organism in Eukaryota, Fungi, Ascomycota, Sordariomycetes, Hypocreales, Clavicipitaceae. Gene Ontology annotation, biological process: protein import into nucleus; ribosomal large subunit export from nucleus; mRNA export from nucleus. Gene Ontology annotation, molecular function: protein binding; structural constituent of nuclear pore. Gene Ontology annotation, cellular component: nuclear pore. The record is from RefSeq and is a predicted model, not a curated record.